AUGCGACCGGCUCUUCGCUUCCUGAACACAUCACCAGCCCAAAUACGCUCGCUACGAACUACGCAAUGUCUUCGUCCACUUCAAUCCCGCUAUCUCUCCACCUCCCCAUUCCACCAUAAAGAAGAAGACCCCAGCGAAACCAAAGACAACACCCUCCAAGGCUACUACGCCGACCUCCUCGACGCACCUCUCCAUUCCGUUCAACACGCCACCAGAACUCCACCCAGCCCUCCCCCAACAGAUAACCUCCCACUAACCGAAAAGGAAAAAACCCUCGCCAAAGCCCGCGUCGUUUUCGGGUCCCGUCUUGCCGGCCCAGAAGAACGCCAGAAAGAACUGGAAAAGCAAUCCCAAUGGAUCGCGGGGAUCAUGGUACCCCCUCGACCCGAAGAACCGGACAACUGCUGCAUGAGCGGCUGCGUGAAUUGCGUCUGGGAACGGUAUAGGGAAGAGUUGGAAGAAUGGGCCGCCAAGAGCACGGAAGCGAGACGUAAGGUGAUUGAACAGAGGACGAGGGGGACUGCGACGGGGAUGAUGGGUGCUAGUGCGCAGGACGCGGCGCAUACAAUGAUCAGCAUGGAUGACGAUGGGGGCGGGAGUGAGACGAACUGGUCGAGUGCGUCGGAGACGGAAAUGCUCGCGGGAGAGUCAGACGCCACGACGGAUCCGUUACAGGGGAUUCCGGUGGGGAUUCGGGAAUUCAUGAAGACGGAAAAGAAAUUGAAAGAGAGGCAUCGCGCCAAAGGGGAGGUUUUGGAUACGGCUUUGGAUAAGGAAUUGAGGGCUAGUGUUUGGGGUGCUGGACAGACGGGAGGAGCAUGA
Molecule: messenger RNA, 822 nt
Organism: Lecanosticta acicola
Lineage: Eukaryota; Fungi; Ascomycota; Dothideomycetes; Mycosphaerellales; Mycosphaerellaceae
Source: the annotation of a GenBank genome assembly